AUGUCCACCGUUUCGCUCAGACGUGUGCCGAGUUAUGCACACGCGCGUCCAGCCCGCUUUCGCAUCACGCAUUUUAUAAGUUUUCGGCGCAUAAUGACACGCAUGCCCAUAACAUACUCUUAUAUAUACUUUCGCCUAAAUUUUCGUUUUUUUCGUGUUUUAUGCUUUCUGUUAUUACUCUAUAUCUUUUUAUUUCUGGAUUGUGUCCUCCUCUUCCUAUUGACAUUCCCUUCUUUCUUCCUUUCUUUAUUUUACAAGGUUUUCUUCUCUAUGACUCUAUCCUUGUUUUUUUUCUUUCUUUUUAAAAUUGUCCGUCCCGUUCUUUCUUUCUUUCACUCUUUUUCCUUCAAGUCAUCCUCUUCUAUAGCUGUAUAUUUUAUAACCUAUGUUUGUCUCUUUCCCUUCUAUGAUUUUUUCCUUUUCAUUUAUUCAUUCAUUUCAUCCUUCCUUCCUUCUUUCCUUCCUUCCUUCCUUCCUUCCUUCCUUCCUUCCUUCCUUCCUUCCUUCCUUUCAUUCUAUAACGGCGUGUUUUUCUUUUUCGCUUUUAUAAAUGUGCAUUCUUUCUUUUUUCGUUCUUUCCUUUUCUGUUUUUCUUUUUCUUUCUCUCUAUCUUUCUUUCUUUAA
Messenger RNA from Acanthosepion pharaonis, 624 nucleotides. The record is from the annotation of a GenBank genome assembly. NCBI's taxonomy places the organism in Eukaryota, Metazoa, Mollusca, Cephalopoda, Sepiida, Sepiidae.